AUGGACCGCCAGACAUUCAUGAUCAUCAUGAUCAUGAUGAUCUUCAUUAUGAUGCCGAAAGGACCAGAUGAGGCUACGGGUGACAAAGAUCGUGAGGUUCUUCAACUCUACAAGGAUAAGUUGGUGCAAAGCAAGAAUGAGCAGGCAAAAGCCGAGUAUUACUUGGGAUACGGCGACUUGCCGGGGCUCAGGCUUUCGUACCAGGACAAUUUGGACCACCGAAAUGUGUCUGAUUGGCCGUUCAGAGAGUAUUCGCCGGAGCAUCCUUUUUCCGAUUCUCAGAAAGAUACUAUGCUUCCAGAUGAAGUUACAGAACGGAUCAAGACGUUCUGGGGCAACAACCCGGUGGAACCUUCCGGAAAGGCAUACCAUCUCAAUAUUUCUGGGGAUAUUCACGGCGAGUUCGAGGUUUGGAAGCCAAAACAGAAGAUUGUUCCUUUUCCUCUUGAAUUGCCUGAUUACCUACGAGACUACUACAAUUACUACCGUCGGGAGAAGUACGAGGACGAGAAGCAGAAGUACGAACUGGAUCCAGAAAAUAAUUCGCCUCCUGAGGAGUAUGACACCAUCGUGGACAAAGUUGGCAAUAUCACCACUUAUAACCACGGCCUUGUUCUGGUUUCAAUCAACUCUUUAAGUGACGCUUAUCCGGAUUUAAAUGUUGAACAGCAUAAUUUGGGUGUAGAGAAGGACACGGUAUUGGUCGUUGUGGAGGUGACUCUUAAGAACCAUAGCGAAUCUGAUAUUCAUCGUUUGAGAAUGCUAGGUGUUUACUAUCAAAAUACUGGAUCACUAGCUGCCAUCACGAACUCAGGGAAAUUCAGAGGCAACUAUGCGUUGCCACAUUUUGGAUUCACUGAAAACAAUUUCAACGUGACUAAGUUGCUUGUUUCCCGUCUUUUGGAAGUUACCAACAUCCAGAAAGAUGUCACCAUGGAUGAUAUCAACAGGUCGAUUGAGAAGGCUGACGGUCAAUGUGAAUUGGUGUCUUAUAUUCAGUUUGAGAAGACUCAAUAUACUCAGAGCCAAUUGCGCUAUAUUGAUCUGGAACUUGCCCUGCCACAGGGACUACCACUCCCUAAAACGAUUCCUCCUCUAGAAAUUUCAAAUGCUCUCCUAUAUUCUCCGGAUUGUGGAAUUUUGUUCGAGAAUAAGCCCUCCGCAGCUUUCGUGGGUGAGAGAGUGGAGGUGACAACGAAAAAAUUGAGAAAUGUGUUGAUUUGUGUGUUAUUGUUGGUACUCUUGGAGCUCAAAUUGAUCAUGAAACAGACGAAACAGUGCCACACGCCAAGCCAGUUGUCGAAUGUGUCCACAAUUUGUAUUGGAAUGCUCAGCUUUUAUGACCUGAUUGUAAUGGUAUUAUCGGUUAUUACCCUCUGGAGAAAAGAGCUCUAUCUCUUGUGUACUUGCAUUGGAGUAUUCAGUGGCUUCCUCUAUUAUCUGUUUGAGGUUCGGUACCUUUUGACAAUCAGUGCUACGCAGGCCAAUGAAAGAGGAACUACUUGGUGGGAGAUUCUCCGUGGAGCAUCACCUGAGACCCAGCAAGCUCCAACGGAAGGCACUGCAACUGAAGGAAAUGCCACUAUGGGUGGCACUGGAAACACAACAACACCCCCAACUACUACGGCAGCUGAACCUACCCAGGCCAACUUGCCAACUCCUCAGGCCACAGAGGAGUCCAGCCUUUUCGUGGGGUAUGCAUUCACAGGAUUCAUGCUUUCUUGUAUUGUGGCAUACAUGAUUCUUGUUGCUGCUGAGUGGCGAACAUCAGUUCGUCGUGUCGUGGAAUAUUCGGGUGUCUUGCUCAUAAACUCCUACUGGAUCCCUCAAUUCUUCAGAAACACAUUGAAGAAUCGUAGUCGGACAUUCCUGUGGGAAUUUGUCUUGGGCACUUCGCUUGUGAGGAUGAUCCCGGUGUUGUAUUUGUGUCUCAAUGCUUCCAACCCAUUUAGACAUGCUAGGGAUCCAUAUCUCGUGUACGCGUUGUCUUGCUGGCUCCUUGUGCAGAUUCUCUUGCUCUAUUUACAAAGUAGAUUGGGGGCAAGAUUCUGGGUCAAUGAUAGAUGGCUUCCUGAGCAGUAUAAUUACCACCCAGUAAUGCUGAUCAGUGACUUGGAAAGUGGAUUUGCUUCGGAUAUUCUCGCCAACAUGAAGCCACAUUCCGCAGGAAGUAAUGUGUCCAUUUGUGAGGUGGACUGUGCAAUCUGCAUGUCGUCAUUAUCCAUUCCGGUGUUAGCAACAGCAGAUACCAAAGAGAAAAGGUCGUAUGAACAAAUGAUGAAGGAGGUGCUGGUAACGCCGUGCCAUCAUAUUUUCCAUGCCAGUUGCUUAGAGAACUGGAUGAUUUACAAGCUACAAUGUCCAGUGUGUCGGUGUGCACUUCCUCCGGUGUAG
Sungouiella intermedia is the source of this 2394-nucleotide messenger RNA. The record is from the annotation of a GenBank genome assembly. Lineage: Eukaryota; Fungi; Ascomycota; Pichiomycetes; Serinales; Metschnikowiaceae.